GCGAGUGCCAGUUUAGAUACCUGAAGUGUGGUUGUAGUGGUAGUCAGACGAUGGCAAGCAAACUGAUAAAAAGAUUUUUAAACAGAUCAAACGUAUUUGCUAUAAGAAGCAUAAGCAAAGUUAAUUCGAAGAAUGUUCCCAGGAAUUAUCAGUUAAAUUUUAUAAGCGUGGUCGGCACUGGCAUUGCUGUAUACGUCGCUUGCAAAUUUCAGUCUACAAGAAAAGUUUAUGCAGCUCAACAAAAAAAUAAUGAGGAAACGAAAAUUGUAAAAUUAACGUCAAGAGAGAAAAGAUUUAUUAGAUUCGCUUCAGUUGAAUACGACGGACAGCUUUAUAUGACUCCGCAAGACUUUCUGGAGUCUGUGGUCGAGGCGGAACCAAGGCCGCGAUUUAAAAGAAAGGCCCUGUCCCUCAAGGAUUUAGAAAAAAUUAAGGAAACAACUCCAGCCUUAAGUCAGGGUAGCGCUAGAAUGUUCAGAACGCUUAGGGAUAAAGGAAUAAUAUCCUAUACAGAAUAUUUAUUCCUACUUUCAGUUUUGACGAAACCAGAGUCUGGUUUUCGUAUCGCCUUCAACAUGUUCGAUACGGAUGGAAAUCAAAGAGUGGACAAAUCCGAAUUUCUUGUGAUUGAAAGGUUACUGGCUGGAAAAAAAUUUGAAGACACUGAACCUAUGGAAAAAAUCUUUAGUCAUGCCUGGAAAGGCAAACGUGGUAUUACCACCGAGGCCGAGCCAUUACAAACCACUCCCGUCCAAGAGCAGUAUGUUAACGAUGAACAAGGCCUACAAAGGAAACACAUCGUUGACACAACUUUGUUGAUCCACUUUUUCGGUCCCAAGGGUAACAACGAUUUAAAUUUCGAGAGUUUUAGGAAGUUUAUGCUUUACCUACAGACCGAGGUUCUCGAAUUAGAAUUCAGCGAAUUUUCGAAAGGACUACCAACGAUAUCGGAAGUCGAUUUCGCGAAAAUUUUAUUAAGAUACACUUAUUUAGACACCGACGAGUAUGACAUGUAUCUGGAUAGGUUGUUGGAUCGCAUUAAGGAUUCUAAAGGAAUCACCUUCGAAGAGUUUCACGUGUUUUGUCAAUUUUUAAAUAAUCUAGAAGACUUUACAAUCGCAAUGCGGAUGUAUACCUUGGCGGAUCAUCCUAUAUCGAAAGAUGAAUUUCACAGGGCCGUUAAGAUAUGCACAGGCACGAAUUUAAGCAUUCAUUUGGUGGACACAGUAUUCGCAAUAUUCGACGAAGAUGGUGAUGGACUUCUGAGUUACCGCGAAUUUAUCGCGAUUAUGAAAGAUCGGCUUCAUCGAGGCUUUAAGCAAUACGCUAAAAACGAAGGGUGGCAAGCGUUUAAAAAUUGCGUUAAGCAAGAGAUGAAAUCGACCUGAUCUUAUUAGCUACGAGAUCUGCUCCUUCCAAGACUGCCUAGCAUUUCGCGGGAAUUUUUUUGAUUUUUUAUUUUUAGACGUAUUAUUUGAACUCAGGAAUGUUAUUUUCUUGAAUAAUAACUGAAACUAAUGCUAGUCAGUUAGUAAUUAUUAGCAAAUUAAGAUGUUGUGAAUCGCACGUGCCAUAUAGAAUUUUAAUUAAGUUGUCAUCUUGUUACAUUUGUUGUUGAUUUAUGGGAUGUUUGUUGUUUUUUUAGUUAGAUAAUUUAUUUUCUGUUCACUUGGCAGCCCCGCUGUGCAAAUAAAAGCUCUAG
Molecule: messenger RNA, 1702 nt
Organism: Cylas formicarius (sweet potato weevil)
Lineage: Eukaryota; Metazoa; Arthropoda; Insecta; Coleoptera; Brentidae
Gene: MICU3
Product: calcium uptake protein 3, mitochondrial
Exons: 9
Coding region: 51-1388 (445 amino acids)
Biological process (GO): mitochondrial calcium ion homeostasis; calcium import into the mitochondrion
Cellular component (GO): uniplex complex
Molecular function (GO): calcium ion binding
Source: RefSeq, a predicted model, not a curated record